Messenger RNA from Cordyceps militaris CM01, 5577 nucleotides. RefSeq names its product fatty acid synthase subunit alpha. Bases 1 to 5577 code for a protein of 1858 amino acids. Gene Ontology annotation, cellular component: fatty acid synthase complex. Gene Ontology annotation, biological process: long-chain fatty acid biosynthetic process. The transcript is spliced from 3 exons. NCBI's taxonomy places the organism in Eukaryota, Fungi, Ascomycota, Sordariomycetes, Hypocreales, Cordycipitaceae. The record is from RefSeq and is a predicted model, not a curated record. Gene Ontology annotation, molecular function: 3-oxoacyl-[acyl-carrier-protein] synthase activity; fatty acid synthase activity; 3-oxoacyl-[acyl-carrier-protein] reductase (NADPH) activity.
AUGCGUCCCGAAGUCGAACAAGAACUCUCCCACACCCUGCUCAUCGAGCUUCUGGCCUACCAGUUUGCCUCGCCUGUCAGAUGGAUUGAAACACAGGACGUCUUCCUCGGCGAGAGGACGGCGGAGCGCGUGGUAGAGAUUGGUCCGGCCGACACCCUUGGUGUCAUGGCCAAGCGUACCCUCGCCUCCAAGUAUGAAGCCUACGAUGCAGCCAAAUCCGUGCAGAGACAGAUUCUUUGCUACAACAAGGAUGCAAAGGAAAUCUACUACGACGUUGACCCGGUAGAGGAUGAGCCAGAGCCCGCAGCUGCCGCUGCCGGAGCGUCCGAAGGAGCUGCGCCUACCGCUGCCGCCCCCGUCGCCGCCGCCGCCCCUCCCCCCGGUGCCGGCCCGGCAGCCCAGGUUCCCGAUCAGCCUGUGCAGGCUGUCGACAUUGUCCGCGCGCUCAUUGCGCAAAAGCUGAAGAAGCCCCUACUUGAUGUUCCCCUCGGCAAGGCAAUCAAGGACUUGGUUGGCGGCAAGUCGACAUUACAAAAUGAGAUUCUCGGCGAUCUUGGCAAAGAAUUUGGCUCUACUCCCGAAAAGCCCGAAGAUACACCCCUAGAUGAGCUGGGCGCAUCGCUUCAGCCUACCUUCGACGGCAAUCUGGGCAAGGUCUCGCAGUCUCUUAUCGCCCGUCUCAUUUCCUCCAAGAUGCCCGGUGGCUUCAAUAUCACAGCUGCUCGCAAGUAUCUUGAAACAAGAUGGGGCCUUGCUUCUGGUCGCCAGGACGGGGCUCUGCUACUUGCGCUCACCAUGGAGCCAGCUGCCCGUCUCGGUGCUGAAGGCGACGCCAAGGCUUUUCUCGACGAUGUUACUCAGAAAUACGCUACCAACGCCGGUUUCAGUCUCACCAGCACUACUGCCGCCGAUGCUGGUGGCGGUGGUGGCGCCGGUAUGAUGAUGGAUCCCGCCGCCAUCGAUGCCCUGACCAAGGAUCAGCGCGCUCUAUUCAAGCAGCAGCUCGAGCUAUUUGCUCGUUAUCUCAAGAUGGACCUCCGCUCUGGCGACAAGGCUUUCAUCGACUCUCAACAGUCCGAAAAAGUGCUGCAGGCGCAGCUCGACCUCUGGACUGCCGAACAUGGCGACUUUUAUGCCUCGGGUAUUGAGCCUGUCUUCAGCCCACUCAAGGCUCGCAUAUACGACUCUUCGUGGAAUUGGGCUCGCCAAGAUGGUCUCAGCAUGUAUUAUGAGAUCAUUUUUGGUAGACUCCAGACUGUUGACCGUGAAAUUGUCAGCCAGUGUAUUCGCAUCAUGAACAAAUCCAACCCCAAACUGCUCGACUUCAUGCAGUACCACAUCGACAACUGUCCCGCCGAGCGAGGCGAAACAUACCAGCUUGCCAAAGAACUGGGGUAUCAGCUCAUUGACAACUGCAAAGACGUUCUGAAUGUUGCCCCUCACUACAAGGAUGUCGCUGUGCCUACUGGCCCUCGCACCACCGUCGAUGCUCGUGGCAACCUCAACUACGAGGAAGUUCCUCGUGCCAGCUGCAGAAAGCUUGAACACUACGUUCAACAAAUGGCUGAGGGUGGCAAGAUCUCCGAGUACGGCAACCGCACCAAGGUCCAGAGCGAUCUCCAGCGCAUUUACAGGCUCAUCAAGCAGCAGCACAAGAUGUCCAAGACCUCCCAGCUUGAGAUCAAGAGCCUGUACGGUGAUGUGCUUCGCUCUCUUGGCAUGAAUGAAAGCCAAAUCAUUCCGAAGGAAUCCGCCAAGGGCCGCAAGGCUGCCUCCCUCAAGGGCAGCAGCAACAAUAAGGGCCGCGUUGAGACCAUUCCCUUCCUCCAUCUCAAGAAGAAGUCUCUCCAUGGCUGGGAUUACAGUAAAAGGCUUACUUCUGUCUACCUCGACUGCCUCGAGGAAGCUGCUCGUUCUGGUGUCACCUUCACUGGCAAGCAUGUUCUUAUGACUGGUGCUGGCGCCGGCUCCAUUGGUGCUGAGGUCCUCCAGGGUCUCAUCAGCGGUGGCGCCCGCGUCGUUGUAACCACUAGCCGCUUUUCCAAGGAAGUCACCGAGUAUUACCAGUCGAUGUACACUCGCUAUGGCUCUCGUGGAUCUCAGGUUGUCGUUGUUCCCUUCAACCAGGGCAGCAAGCAGGACGUCGAAGCCCUCAUCGACUACAUUUAUGACCCCAAGAAUGGCCUGGGCUGGGAUCUUGACUACAUUGUGCCCUUUGCAGCCAUCUCUGAGAAUGGCCGCCAGAUCGACAGCGUCGACUCGCGCUCUGAGCUCGCUCACCGUAUCAUGCUCACCAACCUUGUCCGUCUUCUUGGUUGCGUUAAGGCUCAAAAAGCUGAACGUGGCUUUGAGACCCGUCCUGCCCAGGUUGUUCUUCCUCUAUCUCCCAACCAUGGUACCUUUGGCAAUGACGGUCUAUACUCAGAGUCCAAGCUUGGUUUGGAGACCCUCUUCAACAGAUGGUAUUCUGAGAGCUGGGCCAACUACCUCACGAUCUGCGGUGCUGUCAUUGGCUGGACUCGUGGUACGGGCCUAAUGUCGGGCAACAACAUCGUUGCUGAGGGUGUUGAGGCUUUCGGUGUCCGCACCUUCUCUCAGCAGGAGAUGGCUUUCAAUUUGCUCGGACUCAUGUCUCCUACCAUCGUUGAUCUUUGCCAGUCUGAGCCUGUCUUCGCUGAUCUGAACGGUGGUUUGCAAUUCAUUCCCAACCUGAAUGAGGCCAUGACGAAGCUCCGUAAGGAUAUCAUGGAGACAAGCGAGAUCCGCCGGGCUGUGACCAAGGAAAGCGCUAUUGAGAACACCAUCGUCAAUGGCGCUGAAUCCGAGGUUCUCUACAAGAAGAAGACAAUCGAUCCUCGUGCGAACAUCAAAUUCGACUUCCCUCCUCUACCUGACUGGGAUGACGAGGUCGCUCCCCUCAAUGACAAGCUCAAGGGCAUGGUCGAUCUCGAGAAGGUUGUCGUCGUCACCGGUUUCGCGGAAGUUGGUCCCUGGGGUAACUCGCGCACUCGAUGGGAGAUGGAAGCCUUUGGCGAGUUCUCUCUGGAGGGCUGUGUUGAGAUGGCCUGGAUCAUGGGUCUCAUCAAGAAUCACAACGGCCCCAUCAAGGGCAAGCCUUACGCUGGCUGGGUCGAUGCCAAGACUGGCGAGCCUGUUGACGACAAGGACAUCAAGGCCAAGUAUGAAAAGUUCAUUCUGGACCACUCUGGUAUCCGCCUGAUUGAACCCGAGCUUUUCGCUGGAUAUGACCCCACCAAGAAGCAGCUUCUCCAUGAAGUCGUUAUCGAGGAGGAUCUCGAACCCUUUGAAUCUUCCAAAGAGACUGCUGAGGAAUUCAAGCGUGAACACGCCGACAAGGUUGAGGUGUUUGAGAUUCCCGAGAGCGGCGAAUAUCUCAUCCGCCUAAAGAAGGGAGCCUCUCUCUGGAUCCCCAAAGCGCUCCGUUUCGACCGCCUGGUAGCUGGUCAGAUCCCCACCGGCUGGGACGCCAAGCGAUACGGCAUUCCUGAUGACAUUAUCGAUCAGGUUGACCCUGUCACUUUGUUCCUGCUCGUAUCUACUGCUGAGGCUCUGCUAUCCAGUGGUAUUACUGACCCCUAUGAGUUCUACAAGUAUGUUCAUGUCUCUGAGGUCGGCAACUGCGUUGGUUCUGGGAUGGGUGGUACUACUGCGCUUCGCGGUAUGCACAAAGACCGUUAUCUUGACCAGCCUCUGCAGAACGAUAUUCUCCAGGAGUCAUUCAUCAACACCAUGGCCGCCUGGGUCAACAUGUUGCUUAUCUCUUCAUCCGGUCCCAUCAAGACCCCUGUUGGCGCUUGCGCUACCGCUGUUGAGUCAGUCGACAUUGGUUACGAGACCAUCAUGGAAGGAAAGGCUCGUGUCUGCUUCGUCGGCGGCUUUGAUGACUUUGGUGAGGAAGGCUCCUAUGAGUUUGCCAACAUGAAAGCCACUAGCAAUACUGUUGAUGAGAUGGCCCAUGGCCGCACGCCCAAGGAGAUGUCUCGUCCCACCACUACUACCAGAAACGGUUUCAUGGAGUCUCAGGGCUGUGGUGUCCAGGUUAUCAUGACUGCCAAGCUUGCUCUUGACAUGGGUGUUCCCAUCCACGGUAUCCUUGCGCUCACUACCACUGCCUCUGACAAGAUUGGUCGUUCCGUUCCUGCUCCUGGCCAGGGUGUUCUCACGACUGCCCGUGAGCAUGCUGGCAAGUUCCCCUCGCCUCUCCUCGACAUUGACUACCGCCGUCGCCAGAUAGAGCGCCGCAAGAAGCAGAUCAAGCAAUGGCAAGAAUCGGAGCUUGAGUAUAUUCAUGACGAGAUUAGCGCCAUGAAGGUUCAACAGGGCGACUUUGACGAGAAGGAAUAUGCAUAUGAGCGCGUUCAGCACAUUGAAAAAGAAGCGAUCCGCCAAGAGAAGGAACUUUUGCGUAGCAUGGGCAACAACUUCUGGAAGAGCGACCCCAGCAUCGCUCCUCUCCGUGGCGCUCUUGCUACCUGGGGCCUGACCAUCGAUGAUCUCGGUGUUGCUUCUUUCCACGGAACCUCCACCAAGGCCAACGAUAAGAAUGAAUCAUCUGUCAUCUGUCAGCAGCUGCGUCAUCUUGGCCGCUCCGAGGGCAACGCGGUCUUGGGUAUUUUCCAGAAGUACCUCACUGGUCACCCCAAGGGUGCUGCUGGUGCCUGGAUGUUGAACGGCUGCCUGCAAGUCCUCAGCACGGGCUUAGUUCCUGGCAACCGCAAUGCAGACAAUGUCGACCCUAUCAUGGAAGAUUUCGACAUGAUUCUCUACCCCAGCCGCAGCAUUCAGACCGACGGCAUCAAGGCCUUCUCCGUUACCUCGUUUGGGUUCGGCCAGAAGGGUGCUCAGGCUAUCGGUGUCCACCCCAAGUACCUCUUUGCUACUCUUGAUGAGCACACCUACGACGAGUAUUGCGCCAAGGUUGAGGCUCGCCAGAAGAAGGCGUACCGCUUCUUCCACAACGGUCUCAUCAACAACAGCCUGUUCGUUGCCAAGUCCAAGGCUCCUUACACGGACGAGCAGCUCAGCUCUGUACUCCUCAACCCUGACGCUCGUGUUUCUACUGAGAAGAAGACGUCUGACCUCACCUUUGCCGCUAACUUCAUGAAGCAGUCUGAGAAGGCUGUUUCUUCUACACAAGCCAAGGAGACUCAGCAGGUCAUGGAGACGCUUGCUCGCAAAGUGGCGAGUCAGAACAGCAAAGUCGGCGUGGAUGUUGAGGACAUUGCUGCCAUCAACGUGGAAAAUGACACUUUUAUCGAGCGCAACUUUACCGCGAGUGAAAUUGCGUACUGCCUGAAGGCUCCUAGCCCCCAAAGCUCCUUCGCUGGUCGCUGGAGCGCCAAAGAAGCCGUUUUCAAGUCGCUCGGUGUCAGCAGCAAGGGCGCCGGUGCCGCCAUGAAGGAAAUUGAAAUCUCCCGGGACGACACUGGCGCGCCCAAGGUUUCGCUUCACGGCGAUGCCGCCUCCGCUGCCAAACGGGCUGGCGUGAAGGACAUAUCCCUCUCCAUCUCGCAUUCGGAUACCCAGGCUAUUGCCGUUGCUGUUGCGAGUUUCUAA